This is a messenger RNA of Contarinia nasturtii (swede midge), 2178 nucleotides long. RefSeq names its product organic cation transporter protein. NCBI's taxonomy places the organism in Eukaryota, Metazoa, Arthropoda, Insecta, Diptera, Cecidomyiidae. Gene Ontology annotation, biological process: transmembrane transport. Gene Ontology annotation, molecular function: transmembrane transporter activity. The coding region runs from base 326 to 1981 and encodes 551 amino acids. The transcript has 6 exons. Gene Ontology annotation, cellular component: membrane. The record is from RefSeq and is a predicted model, not a curated record.
UUUUAAUCGAUGAUUUAAUUGGAGUGUCACAUUUAUUAAAUUGCAAUUACUAUCAAACGCAUGACUUGUCAUAAAUCUCUAUAUUAUUAUUAUUUUCAUAUGUGUUCCCGAUUAUUUUUAGUUAUUGUAAUGUCGAUUGAAUAAAUGUAAACGAUUUUUUGAAAAAAGUCAAAUAACUGCGUAAAAGUGGAACGAGUUUUGUUUGUUUGGAGUAAAUUCGUACCAUAUUUGUGCAUUGUGUAACAAAAAGGACUAUAAAAUUCGUCUAGAAGUCAAAUGAUAUUUAAAUUAUUGCAUUCAAUUGGAUAAAACUGCGGUUAUCAAAAUGGGUGUUGAUCAUACGCUAGAGGAGCUCAUGGGACAACUCGGUGAAUUCGGGACGUUUCAAGGAUUCCAGUUCUUCUUACAUAUUCUAUCGGCUUUCACGGCUGGCAUGCAUAUGCUCAGUCUGGUCACAGUGGCUGCAACGCCGGAACAUCGAUGCUUUAUCGAAGGGGUCGACACAAAUACAACAACAUUGCUCUGGAAUUCGACGGAAAUUUCAAAUGCAAUUCCAAUAAAAAAUGGUGUAUUAAGCUCAUGCAGUAUGUACGGUCCGAAUAAAACUGAAGUGCCAUGCACUUCAUACGUUUACGAUCGAACCUAUUACCAGAGUUCAAGAACGAUUGAAUGGAAUUUCGUAUGCGAUCAAAGAUGGUUAAUGGCCAUUGCACAAACACUUUAUAUGUUAGGCACAUUCACCGGUGCAAUCACACUUGGCGGUUUAGCCGAUAAAGUUGGUCGUAAAGCAAUUUUCUGCUGGUCAGCAUUAUUGCAAUUAAUACUGGGCGUUGGUGUCGCGUUUAUUCCAAACUAUAUUCCGUUCUUAGUCGUACGGUACUUGUACGGGAUAUUUGGUAGCGCUGGUAGCUACAUUACAGGUUUUGUGCUGACAAUGGAAUUGGUGGGAGCAAGCAAAAGAACUGCAUGUGGAGUUUCUUUUCAAGCCGCUUUUGCUGGUGGUAUAAUGUUGGUCGCUGCUUGGGGUUCAAUUAUACCAGAUCGAAAAUGGUUACAAGUAAUUUAUGGAUUGCAUAGUUGUUUGCUCAUCGCUCAUUGGUGGGUAAUGGACGAAUCACCCCGAUGGUUAUGGGCCCAAGGUCGUCGUGAAGAAGCUGUUAAGAUUGUCGCCAAAGGUGUUAGAUGGAAUAAAAAGGGCAUUCCACUCGACGAACAAUACUAUUUAUCAAAAGCCAAAUUUAUAUCAACAACUACCGAAGAGAGUACAACUGAAUCGGCCGGCUUAAGUGAUUUAUUCAAAACACCAAAUUUACGCAUGAAAACAUUGAAUGUAUGCUUGUGUUGGUUUGCAAAUGCAUUAGCAUACUAUGGACUCUCGUUAAGUUCUGGUAAACUUAGCGGAAAUCCUUAUUUGAUAUUGUUUAUUAUGGGACUGGUCGAGUUUCCCAGCUACAUUGCAUUGGUAUUUACAUUGGAUAUUCUUGGCCGGCGUUCAAUUACAAGUGGCUUAAUGCUAAUUGGUGGCUUGUGCUGCAUAGCUGCCGCUUAUAUUGAACAGGGAAGCACGCUUGCAACAAGCGUUGUUAUGAUUGGAAAAUUCAUGAUUGCCGGCUCUUUUGCUGUGAUAUACAAUUACUCAGCAGAACUUUUUCCCACGGUUGUACGAAACAGUGCAAUGGGUUUGGGUUCAAUGGCCGCUCGUUUAUCGGGAGCCCUUACACCACUGAUCACCUUACUCGACUCAUUUGAUCCGAAAAUCCCGGCGUGCUGCUUCGGUAUAAUCGCUUUAUUAUCGGGUACAUGGGUGCUAUUUUUGCCAGAAACCAACAAUCAACCAAUGCCCGAAACAAUUUCUGAUGGUGAAUCAUUUGGCAAAGGUGAUACUUGUUUUGCUAUCUGUUUUGGUGGCAAACGACGCAAAAAUACCGUUCGCGAUGAAUACCAGUAUGCCGGUGUACCAAUGGAAACCGUGGGAAAAUAAGUCAUUUUUUCUUAAUUUUAAUUGUAAAAUGUGUUUGUUAUAAAUACAAAAUAAGUAGAGUAAAUUAGUAAUUAGAAAUAUUUGAAUUUAAUGUCAAUCAGUUAUAUGAUAUUCAAUAAGCAAAUUUCAGAAUGUAAUAUUCAGAGAAGAAAAAAAUUGAAAUGUCUUUAUUUUUGAAAAUUAUGAACAACUUAAAA